CGCGAGGGGGUGCAGGCACCGCCGGAGCCGCCGCCACGGGGAUCUCUGCAGCGCCGGGUCAGGUCGGGCCUGGCCGGGCUGGGCCGCAGUGGCAGCAUGUUGGGCGCUCGGGCGGCAGCGAGCGCGGCGGGGCCGCAGUGGUGCCGGGCGCUACGCAGCUCUGCUGCCCUGGGCGGCUCCAGGAACCUGCUGUGGAAAAUGCUCCGGAAAAAGAAAAAGAAGUUUUGGUAUGAGAGCCCUACCCUGGGAUCUAAAAUGAUGUGUAAACCAACCACUUUGGCCUCCAUAAUGAAAGCUGACCAGAUAAAAACUAGGAAAGAAGAUAACAUACGCUUCAGAAUCUUGAAUGGUCUUAUUCAUAAAGCUGUGGUAGAGAUGAUGGCUACCUGUGAAGUUAAUCAAGAACUUUAUGAUCUUAAGCUGGAAAUCUGCAAGGUGUCACUGGCAUCAAACUUUUCAGCCUGUCGUGUGUACUGGAAUCCUACUGCUACUAUGGAGAAGGAAAGUUAUGUUGAAAGUGUACUGCAGAAGAGUGCUCCACGUAUACGGUAUCUUCUGAAGAGUCAGCAGAUUUUAGGAAAUAUGCCCCCAGUAGUAUUUGUAAAAGACAAAGAAGCUGCAGCUGUAAGAGAGAUUGAGGAAUUAUUAUCAGUUGCUGAUUUUGGACCUCCGGAAGCAGAAGAAACAUCUCAGAAUGAUUCUAGUAAACUGUUGUCUUCAGCAACUGAAUCUUCAGAUCCACCCAUGCGGUCUAAUCUUUUUGGUAUUGAUCAUGAACUGCUGAAUAAGCAGAUAAUGGACUACAAAAGACUGAAAGUGUCAAGAGAUAUAGAAAGCAUUGCCUGGACAGAAGAGCAGGAGCAGCAGCUUUCUAAGAUUCGAAAGAAAAUGAAAAAGAAAAAAACAAAGAAUUCUCCUGAUGAUGACAUUACACCACAGAAAUACUUAGUGGACAGAUAUGAAGCUGAUUACUGGGACGAUAACACUGAAUCAGUCUCAGACUAUGAGCUGGAGGAUGAAUUGCAGGAAGAUGUAAAUGAACUGGAGGCAGAUGAUGGCAAAACUAUAAUUCAACCUACUGAUAAACUGAAAUGAAAAAGCCACUCCCUUUAAAACAGAGGCUGCCAAUAGCAAAGAAGACUGCUGCAGAUACUGAAAGAUUACUUUUGUACAGCCGGUUUAUCACUUCCUCUUUCAAACUAAUAGGUUUGUCACAUGUGGGGAGAUCUGCUAGCGCAAGGUAUGUAAGAAAAGGAAAAGUGCUAUUUGUGACAUUCUGUUAAGCAGCUUUCAAGCUGCUGCAGUUGUAGAACUUUCAACCAGAGAACCGAUUUGUAAUAACAAAAUAAACACAGUGGAGCAAAAAUUCUGUUAUUGAAAAUAAAAUCAGGAUUUCUGUA
Molecule: messenger RNA, 1400 nt
Organism: Melopsittacus undulatus (budgerigar)
Lineage: Eukaryota; Metazoa; Chordata; Aves; Psittaciformes; Psittaculidae
Gene: RBFA
Product: ribosome binding factor A
Exons: 7
Coding region: 97-1095 (332 amino acids)
Biological process (GO): rRNA processing
Source: RefSeq, a predicted model, not a curated record